AUGUCACCCUACACCUUCGAGCAUCACGAGAAAGCUGUGCAAUCUCUGUCCAAAGAAGUCGCAGCCUUUCACAAGGCUCACAUUCCUUUUCGCAUCAAUCAUGGCUCCACGCACGCCACCCGUAUGCGCCCACCCGGGACCCCGCAACUCUUUACCACGCACCUGAACCAUAUUCUCAGCAUCAAUGUUGCUGGAAAGUAUGCGAUCGUCGAGUCGAACGUCAAGCUCGGUGACAUCCUCCACGAGGCGCAAAAGGUUGGCUUCAUGCCGACGACCUUGAUGGACUUCCCCGAUGUCACUGUAGGCGGCGGCUUCAGCGGUGCAAGCGGCGAGAGCAUGUGCUGGGAGGAAGGGCUUUUCGAUGCCUGCGUCCUGGAGGUAGAGCUGAUCCUGGGCAAUGGCGACGUCGUGCGCGCGGUUAAAGGAGGGGCAAAUGCCGACCUGUUCGAUGCAGCGCGAUGUAGUCUGGGUACGCUUGGUGUGGUGACACUGGUGAAGAUGCGGUUGAGAGAAGCCGAGGACAGUGUACUGGUAACGUACGAGAAGAAGGACAGCGUGAAGGGAACCAUCGAUCGGAUGGCCGAACUCUGCGACAAGCUUAAUCCGGAUUACGAUUAUAUCGAUGGAGUGGUGUAUAACCAGACGCAUGGUGUCGUUGUAUACGCUCGUCAUAUCAACUCGAAGUCUACCGAAGCUAAGAGUUACCCCAAGCAGCGUUUCGAUCGGCCACUGGAUGAGUGGUGCUAUCGUCACACCAAAGAUGUUCCAUCAGGCCACAGCGAAAUCGUUCCGCUGCGGAGCUACCUCUUCCGUUGGGAUCGGGGGGCAUUCUGGGGAGGCGAGACUAUGCUGGCGUACUUCGGUGUCCCAAGCAAUCGCAUUACCCGUGCCCUGUUCGACAAGCUGUGCAAUGCUCGCGGCAUAUACAAAGCACAGUUAUCAACGGGUUCAGCAGACUUUGCGAUCAUACAGGAUCUUAUUCUCCCAGUCGAGACUUCGAAGGAGUGGGUCGAUUACGUGGACGAAGAACUGGGAAUUUGGCCAAUGUGGUGCACGCCGGUGAGGAAGCUGGCCGACGAUAGCGAGGUUUGGGGACAUCCGUUCUGGAAAACAAAGCCCGGAGAACAGCCCGCAGGUGUACCGCAGAAGAGAGGCAGGCUGUUCAUGGAUUGGGGUGUUUGGGGCGCAUGCGACGGCGAGCCUGAGGCUUUCAAUAAGAUUAAUCGUAGGUUGGAAGAGCGACUGAAGGAGCUGCGCGGAAUGAAGCUGAUCUACGCGGCGUCUUUCUACACAGAAGAUGAGUUCUGGGAUUUGUACGAUCGCAAGCGAUACGAGGAUGCGCGAAAGAAGUGGCACGCAGAGACAUUGCCGACUGUGUGGGACAAGAUCCGUCGUGAUCCACCCAAAAGCAAAGAGGAGACAGAGGAGGCCAAUAUGAGACCGUUGACGUUUUUCGAGCGUCUACUUUGGGUCUGGCCUAUUGGCGGUUUGUACCAGGUGUUUUGCAUCUUGUUCCGUUAG
Molecule: messenger RNA, 1521 nt
Organism: Didymosphaeria variabile
Lineage: Eukaryota; Fungi; Ascomycota; Dothideomycetes; Pleosporales; Didymosphaeriaceae
Exons: 1
Coding region: 1-1521 (506 amino acids)
Biological process (GO): steroid metabolic process
Cellular component (GO): membrane; cytoplasm
Molecular function (GO): Delta24(24-1) sterol reductase activity; FAD binding
Source: RefSeq, a predicted model, not a curated record